This is a messenger RNA of Tachysurus vachellii, 3299 nucleotides long. RefSeq names its product coiled-coil serine-rich protein 1 (gene ccser1). Lineage: Eukaryota; Metazoa; Chordata; Actinopteri; Siluriformes; Bagridae. The transcript has 10 exons. Bases 240 to 2552 code for a protein of 770 amino acids. The record is from RefSeq and is a predicted model, not a curated record.
GUGACGACAAGGUGCUCACGUCACCGAGGCAACAACGCGGAAGCGGAGAAAGAGACUCCACGUCAUUUUAGGUGCACUAUUGCGACCAAACCAUGGGGUUUGCUGUAGGGAGACUGACAUGUAAUUGAAACUGCCAACCCCUGAGCCAUAAUAGUGUUUGGCCGCGCAGGCAAACAGAAAAGCGACGGAUUCCGGAACCUCGUUUCUUCAGAUUUAGUUAGAUUUGGUGCUUAUCUCUGAUGGGUGAAUCAGGGCCACGCAGAUCCACCCUGGUCUCCAGGUUGCCCAUCUUCAGGCGCAGCGCAAGGAAGAAGCAGGACUCCCUGCCGUCCUCUCCCUCCUCCGGUGGUGUAGGCAAUGGUGUGCACACUUCUUCUCCCUCAAGCACCAACUCGAGCUCCAGCAGCACUGGAAAGCGGCGCAGCCUUUUUCGAACACCAUCUAUCAGCUUUCAUAGCAAGAGGAACAGUGAGUCACGAGCUGAUUCCAACCAGUUCAGUGCAGACAAUCGGAGUCGGCUGUCUGAACCGAGCUUCAAUGACAGUUGCAACAAGACACGACACUCGUUUGGUUUUGGCGGACACAAGAAGAAGCUCAGCCGCUCCCAGACAGAGGACUUUGAGAAAACCCCCACAAACCGCAAUGUUUUCAUCAACUGCAUUAGCUCACGGACGAAUGAAGCAGACGAUUCAGGUUUCCUGGAUGAUGUCAGCAGCAAGAGAUCUUCCAAAUCAAAAAAGCUGCUGCCCAAGUCUUUUUCGGCCCACCAUCGGUUUUCCAAGAACUACUCGAACCAGGUUGAACAGAAUCAAGGCAAGGAUGAUGCUCCCAAGACAGGAACUCCAGGUUCCUGGCCUGGCGAACUUGCAGACUCUCUACAAUCUCCCAUAGUUUCUGAGGACCGGACAACAGCCAUUACCCCCUCAGACUUUGUCCAUGUCACCGAGGACACAGUCUCUGAAGUGGAUGCCCUGCCUGUUCCGAGUCCAGCUGAAGUCCCACCUGAGAAUAUGAGCCAAGGUGUUUCUACCUCACAGACAUGCGCCAAACCAGAUCAGAGUACUGUAGAGAAGCCUAUACUGCCAGAUAUGAACCAAACUGCUGAUACAAAGUGUGAGAGUACCACUGUCCAAACAGAACCAGAAACACAGAAUAAAGCAGUGGAACAGCACCAGAAUCCAAACGAGACCAGUGAAAACGAACUGAACCCAGAGCCGAGCGAGGAGGAGGGCAGCUCCAAUGCAGAACCCAGAGGAAGAACACACCGAAAUACUGUGCUGGUUCAGCAGCUAGGAAAAUCAGCAGGCCUUGGCAAACUGGAGAGCAGGCCAAGCUAUCUGAGGAAACCUCACACAGUGUCCAUGUGCAGUAGUAUGAGCCCACGCCGUGAGGUUAUACGUUUGGAGCGGAGGCUGCGCUCAGCUUCAGAGGGAGCUGGAGGACCAAAUCUUCAUCUCAACCUUAAAGAGCAUACCUGCAUGGAGGCCAGCAUGCUUGCAAAACACAGAACCAACUCCUCGUCCUCCAAACUGGGCAGUCUGGAUUUUUUGAACAAUCUCGGCUCAUCAGAGCUAGAUGAGGACGAUCUAAUGCUGGACCUGGAGCUCUCCGAUGACCAGAGACAUCGACAUGCUUCUCAGGAAGACUCGUGCCAAUCUCUUGCCUCCUGUCUGAAUCUGCUGCCAUCCCCACUGGAACUGCCUACAGACCAGAACACUGCCAAGGAGUGCAGAGAGAACAACAGGGAGUCACGACCGGUGUCUCUCUUUGUGCCCUGUGAUGAUGAGCUGUUCCCUGGGUUGGAGACGUUACCCUUCAGGCUGAUGCAGCAGGACUGCACGGCCAUGAAAACGCUCCUGCUGCGACUUCGCAGGCUUUUGCAGGAGAGCACUGAGCCCAGCCCUGCCAGCAGCCUUCACUCUUUACCCAUAAGCCCUUGCAGCGAGAAGUCUCCAGCUUUCAAGGAUCCAGGGCGAGAUGAGAGCCACUCCCUGCAGCAGCAGCUGAAAGAGAGAGAUGAGUUGAUCCUGCUUCUACAGACUGAGCUGGAAGCUGCCCGUUCUGCUCAGAGACCCCUGUGCCAAAAAACUGACAAAACAACACAGACGGAUCCUCCAGCCCCAGAGGCUGUCCAUCCAAGUCGAGCCAUAGGCAAUAGCAGCAGCAGUCUUCCAAGGGAGCGAAGGUCAGCCCGACUGUCCAGUUUGGGAGAAGAGCGUCAUAGUGGAGGAACAGGCAUUCGAGAUCCUGCUGCACUACAGAGGAGGUCCGAACAGACAUACUCAUCAUCUUCUGAGGCAACUACACCGCGAAAGCUAGACCAUCCGGGGCCCUCUCAGAUCCCUCGUGCCGUAGUGAGUGGCAGCACUUGCAGCCUGUCCUCAGACAGCGAGAGACUCACCAUGGCAAGGCCACACUCCUCAUUCAGCGGUCGUCUGGGCCAGCCGCCACGCGGGCCGCUCUCUCUGCACAUGUACAGCCGCAAGAACGUCUUCCUCCAGCACUCGCUCUACACGACUGAGUUGCAGGCUCUUGGCCAGCAGGAUGCAUGAAAACAGACACACACACAUACAUACACACACACACACAAACUACAAACACACUUUAAAUUAGACUUCUGCACUAAUCAUCAAUCCCUCUGCCUCAGCAGCUGUUUGACCUCUGGCUGGUUUGGACAGAGCCCCAAUCUAGCUUCUGCAGCUAUCUUAAAAAUGCCAUCAAUCCUCUAUUGACCCCGCUUGACCUGCACAAGUAGACUUCAUUACGCAGUUGUGUGACAAGGGCAGUAUGGCAGAAUAGUGGGUCUGACACCAGUUCACUGACUCACUGCUUACUGCUGAAAGACUGACAUGGGAGAUCAUUCUGUAUUUAUCUAUUUUUUAUUUGUCUUUUGUAUUUAAAAUCUGUGUAGUAAUGGUACCAGUGAUAUUGUCUAUCUGUGUGUAUUUAAUCCUAGCAUCUCCACUUACCUCUGAUCGGCAAAGAAAAGAAAAAACUUAGAGAGCAUACCAGACUUGAAAGAUCUUAACGACAAGCACUCGUGUCUUAUAUCAAAUUGAUGCUUCAUCUGCACAUCUGUUGUGUUAGAGAUCGGUGUGUAUGGAAUGCACACAUUUGUAAUUUACCCACCAGCAUCUUUUUUGCACCAACAAAUGUGGCCCAUUCACAUGUUGCCAACUCUUAUCCUCUGGGGGAUUUUAAGCUCUUGCUGCUAGUUGGAAAUGAUUCUUUCUCUCAUUAACCUUUACUAAUUGCAUGCUACUUUGCUACUUUUUUACAUUCCAUAAACCGAAAUCAUA